GCGCGGCGCUGGCGCAUGCGCGGGGCGGCGGCGAUGGCGUCGGGGUGCCGGGUCGGGCCGUCCGUCCUCAACGGCGACCUGGCGGCGCUGGGCGCCGAGUGCGGGCGGCUGCUGGAGUGCGGCGCCGACUACCUGCACCUCGACGUGAUGGACGGGCACUUCGUGCCCAACAUCACCUUCGGGCACCCCGUGGUGGAGAGCCUGCGCCGCCGGCUGGGCCAGGAGCCCUUCUUCGAUAUGCACAUGAUGGUGGCCAGGCCGGAGCAGUGGGUGAAGCCGAUGGCCGUCGCCGGCGCCAACCAGUACACCUUCCACCUGGAGGCCGCGGACAACCCCGGGGCGCUCAUCAAGGACAUCCGGGAGAACGGCAUGAAGGUGGGCUUGGCUAUCAAACCCGGCACGACGGUCGAACACUUGGCACCCUGGGCCAACCAGAUAGACAUGGCGCUGGUGAUGACAGUGGAACCGGGAUUUGGAGGGCAGAAAUUUAUGGAAGACAUGAUGCCAAAGGUUCAGUGGCUGAGGACGCAGUUUCCAUCACUGGAUAUUGAAGUGGAUGGAGGAGUUGGGCCUGACACCAUCCACAAGUGUGCAGAGGCAGGUGCGAAUAUGAUUGUAUCUGGCAGUGCUAUUAUGAGGAGCGCAGAUCCAAGAUCUGUGAUCAAUCUUCUAAGGAAUGUGUGUUCAGAAGCUGCUCAAAAGCGGUGUCUGGAUCGAUGAGACCUACUCGAACAGUGUUCAAGAAGGCUCUGUGCGUGCAGGAGAACCUUUGUUUUUCAUGCGUAAGGGAGGGCUGGAUGAACAUUAAUUACGGAAAUUUGUUGCUGCUGAACAGCGGAAUCAUUCCUUCACUGCAAUGAAGCAAGCAGCAGUGAAAAACAUUCUGGCUGUCUUUCAGGGUUGGAAAUGCAAUGGUUUGAACCUAUUUCUUGAUUCUGUGGAGGCUAAUUUUAUGCACCAACCUUUAAUGCUGAGUGGAUUGAACUAAAAUUCGGUCAGUUUUUGCUUGCUAGAAGAGUGUAGCAUCACCACAUGCAAUCUCUCUUGUGGAAGACUCUAAUGAACCUGCCUUCUGCUGUCUGUAUUUUGUCACUUGAUCUGUGCAUUCCUACAAAACUUUUCCAAUGUCUGCAUUAAACACACUUCUUCUGGUGUGGUAA
Cygnus atratus (black swan) is the source of this 1160-nucleotide messenger RNA. RefSeq names its product ribulose-5-phosphate-3-epimerase (gene RPE). Gene Ontology annotation, molecular function: metal ion binding; D-ribulose-phosphate 3-epimerase activity. The transcript has 6 exons. The record is from RefSeq and is a predicted model, not a curated record. Gene Ontology annotation, biological process: carbohydrate metabolic process; pentose-phosphate shunt; pentose-phosphate shunt, non-oxidative branch. NCBI's taxonomy places the organism in Eukaryota, Metazoa, Chordata, Aves, Anseriformes, Anatidae. Gene Ontology annotation, cellular component: cytosol. Bases 16 to 720 code for a protein of 234 amino acids.